AAUAUUUUACUAAGUCGCGCCGCUUCCUCUGAACCCUAACACUCUGUGUACCCUAACCCUAGCUCCGGCGACAAUGGAGGUAGCGAACGCCCGUAAGCGCAAGUUCGACGACACCGUAUCACCGGCUCCAGCAUCAAGAUCCAAUGGAUUCAACGACGACAAUAACAACAACAGCAUCGAUCUUUCCCUUCUGGAAGCCAUCGAGAAAUCACAGAACACCGUGGAAGUUAUGGACCUUCGAACCCUAAAGAAGCUCGUUCUCGCCUUGGAGCGUCGCCUCAAGGAGAACAUCGAAGCCCGAUUGAAGUACCCGAACCAGCCCGAUCGGUUUGCCGAUUCUGAAGUGGAGCUCCACGAAGAGCUCCAGAAGCUGAAGGUUCUCGCCGGAGCACCCGAACUGUACCCGGAUUUCGUCAACCUCAAUGUCGUUCCCUCAAUUGUUGACUUGCUCAACCACGAUAACACCGACAUCGCCAUCGACGUCGUUCAGUUGCUGCAGGACCUAACCGACGAGGAUGUUCUCGACGAGAAUGAUGAACCGGCUAGGGUUUUGGUCGAUGCUUUGGUCGAGAGCAGCGCGCUCGAACUCUUGGUUCAGAAUUUGCACCGGUUGUCUGAUUCUGACUCGGAUGAAGCUGCCGCAGUUUACAAUACUCUCGCGACGAUCGAGAAUUUGAUCGAGGUUAAGCCCGCGGUGGCGGAAUUGGUGUGUGAGAAGACCAAGCUGUUGAAGUGGUUGCUGGGGAAGAUCAAAGUGAGGGAAUUUGAUAGUAAUAAGCAAUAUGCUUCGGAGAUUUUGGCCAUUUUGCUGCAGAGCAGUACGGUGAAUCAGAAGAAGUUGGGGCAGAUGAAUGGGGUGGAUGUGGUGCUGCAGGCAGUGGCAAUGUACAAGUCUAAGGACCCCAAGAGUUCGGAUGAGGAAGAGAUGGUGGAGAAUUUGUUUGAUUGCUUGUGCUGUUUGUUGAUGCCUUUGGAGAAUAAGGAAAGGUUUGUAAAGGCUGAAGGGGUGGAGUUGAUGAUAAUUAUCAUGAAACAGAAGAAAUUGGCUUAUGGGUCGGCUAUAAGGGCGCUUGAUUUUGCAAUGACCAAGUACCCUCCUGCUUGUGAACGGUUUGUGGAUGUUUUGGGCUUGAAGACAGCGUUUGCAGCUUUUAUGGGUAAGAUUCCCAUCAGUAAGAAGAACAAGAAAGAACGGUACCAAGAGGAUUUAGAGGAGCGCCUUGUGUCACUGAUUGCUUCAUUAUUUGGUGGGAUCUUGAGGGGUUCUAGGAGAGAACGAUUAUUAAGUAAAUUUGUUGAAAAUGAAUGUGAGAAGAUAGACAGGCUAAUGGAACUAUACAUCAGAUAUUCAGAUAGAGUCAAAGCAGAAACUGAACGGUUGAAUCAAAUUGAGCUUGAUGACUUGGAGAUGGAUGAAGAUGAAAAAUACAAUCGGAAACUAGAAUCUGGACUUUAUACUCUGCAGUUGAUUGCUGUCAUUUUGGGUCAUCUUUGGUGCUCAGAGCAUCCGCAAAUGAGAGGAAGAAUUGAACUACUUCUCAAGCAGAACAAACUUAGUAAGAAGCAUGUCAAGGAUGUACUUCAGGAAUAUCAUGACAAUAUUGGUGAUCUUGAUGGACCAGAAGAAAAGGAGCGAGCACAGACAAAAAUUCAGAAGUUCAUAAUGGCGUUAUAACUUUUGUAUGACUAAAGAGUAAACUUGAAUAGAGUUAUUAAAGUUUUUUUUUUUUUUUAAAUGCAUGUAAAAUCUGUUAUUUGCCCAGAACGAGGAAUAGAUUAUUCAGGGUAAUGGAGAAAGAAAUGUGAUUUGCAAAUGUUGUUGAGAUCAUGGUC
Molecule: messenger RNA, 1833 nt
Organism: Gastrolobium bilobum
Lineage: Eukaryota; Viridiplantae; Streptophyta; Magnoliopsida; Fabales; Fabaceae
Exons: 8
Coding region: 74-1675 (533 amino acids)
Cellular component (GO): spliceosomal complex
Source: RefSeq, a predicted model, not a curated record